UGGAUAGAAACGGCACAAAGGAAGUCUUAAAUGGAAGAUAAAGAUUUAAAUGGUAGAUUGUACAGAACACUUGUUGAUGUUGUUGGCACAGAAGACGAUAUUCGUUGUAGACAAGAUAUGUUCACAUACAUGGGAGUGAUAAAUGGAUUUGGAGACAAUGAUUCAGUUUCCAUACCGGGUGGCAGCCUUUCAGAAGGUUUUGACUUAAAAGGUAGUGAUGAGGACAUUAUGAUUGUACUUAAGAAUAUUGACGUAGUUCCUGCUGAUCAGGAUGUAAUGAUUGAUAAAAACACCGUAAGAGUUAACAUGCAUGCCGAUAAACAACGAGCCGGAUAUGCAAGCUUAGAUUUAUCAGUGGAUCAAGAAAGAUAUGUAAAUGAUGCAGACAAUUUGAAAAGAACAGAGGUGCUUAACAUAAAACGAUCGCUUGAGAAAACCAAUAAUAAGUGUAUAGUGGCAAGUGCAAGAUUUAGGGGCCAAUUCAUUAUACCUGGGAACACUAGUCAUGGGCCAUGUAUUAGCGAUGGAAUUUAUGAUUUUGCCAUUAGUUUAUAUGGAUCUGUAUGGCCUAGUGAAGCAAUGAAGAGACUCUCUACAAGCAAAAGUAAACGUUGGCUUUGUGAAUCUUUUGUGAACGAGCUCAUAUCAGAAGGUUGUAUUUACGUGCCAGUUGGACCAAAAUAUUAUUAUUCUGGUACAUUGUGGAGAAUAUCUUUUGCAAAAGCCGAAAGACGCCUUAUCUUAUCUAUGCGUUACGUGCAGUGGUUAUGUUAUGGUCUUCUUAAGAUAGUGUUUAAGGAAGGUAUAGGGAAAACUCUGACGGAGUAUGGCACAAUAUGUUCAUACUUUCUUAAGACAUGUCUCUUCUGGUUGAUUGAAGAAACAGAUAAUGAUGAGAAUGUUUGGAAUCAAGACAACAUUUUCAAUUGUUACAUGAUGUGUCUUGAUAAACUCACUAUAUGGGUUGAGAUGAUGAACUGUCCGAACUUUAUCAUACCUGAAAACAAUAUGUUCCGAGGAAAAGUUAAUGAUGAAAACAAAUCAGACAUAUUAAAAGUUCUUCUUCAGAUGAAAACUUCUGGAUAUAAAGGCCUACUUACAUGCGAAUCACUUCGGCAAUACAUGGAAUCAUCCGAAAGAAUGACACCUUUUGAACGUGAGGCUAAACUGGAUCUUCUUUGCUUCAGAGUAUUACACAUUUAUCCGUUCGACGAUAAAGAAUUGCUUAAGGAAGCACUGGAAAAAAUGGAAAAGGAAUAUGAACAACAAGAAAAUAAAUUUACAAAAGGGAUAAUUGGUAAUAUGGUUUCCUCUCUUCACCAAGAACUAGCUCAAAUGAUACACGUAUCGGAGAGUAAUGAAGACGGACAAAAAUUGAAACGCCUACAGAAAUAUCAUUUACUGAAAGGCUGCAAAUCUGAUCGGCUUUGUGGCCUGGUCCUUCUAGCAUCUUUUUAUUGCACCGAAAGGAAAUAUUAUACUGCUCUUGAAAUACUUUAUACAGUCACAAGAAAAUUUACACCUGAAGCCGCCUUGCUUCUUCGACGAAUAAUUUAUUCGCAAGCAGAGGUACAAAGGUAUAAGGAAAGAUUCUGUAGUAAAGAUUUAUGUUUAGAAGAGAAAUUUAAUAUGGCAACAGUAAGACAAAUAGUACUUUUAGAUAAUUCCUCUAUUGUUCCGGAUGAAUUUCAACCUGAAGUUUUCAAUUACCGGCCUUUGAGUGUGAUACCCCCAAAUAUAUAUGCAUAUGCAUUAAUGUUUGUAUGUUACCAUCAUAUCAAUGAGAAAUCAAAGGCAUUAGAGAUAUUAGACCAACUUGAACACAUCUUAAAAACUGGGCUUCUCAUUUCGCCAAUUGGAGCAGCAUACUCUAUUGUUUGUACAGUUGUCGGAGCAUGUUUUGAAACGCAAGGCGAUUACGAGACAGCUAUGAAAUACUACAACAAAGCUUUAAACUGUGAGCAGAUAUGUAGAAGUACUGCAUACCGCUUUCGUCGUCUUAAAGAAAGAUUAGCUGUUAGCUCAGUUGAAAAAUAGACAAAAUUAUGUUUUGAACAAGUAUGGAUAUUCAUGCGUAUGAACAUACCUGAUAAAAGUGAGAUAAAUGCACUGGCUAAGUUAAGUAUUAAGUCAAAAAAGAUUUUACAAACGUAUUUAAGACAAGUCCCUUUCAACGUCUGUUUUGAGAUCACUAAGCCAUUUAAGCGUUCCGCUUCUUUGAUGUGAAAGGCAUUGCCUAUAUAGUACUGUUCUGUUCAACAUUUUAAACUAAAAACAAAAGAAUAGUGAAAAAUGUUUUGAAAAAAAGAUAUAAUUGAGGACAUUAAAUACUUAGUACAAUUUUCGUGAUACAUGCAAAAUAUUGUUGAUAAAUUUUCUAUAGAAAUGUAAUACGUGCUUUACUUCUUUAUUACAGUUGUAACCUGUACCAGGUCCUCUUUGGGUCCAAAGUAGGAACUGAAAGCUUCUUUAUGACCCCUAGGUGAGAGAUGAUCAUAAAUACUUCUUAAGGCAGGGGAGGUGUUCCUGUAAACGUCCAUGAUCCAAUUAACAAGACUGUGUUCCAUGCAUGUGCUUUUCGUGACCUUAAUAUUACAAUCAGCGUUUAUUUGUGUGUUUUCUUUUUCAUCAUACACAAAAUGUUAGAAUUGUUGUGAGGAGUUUGAAUUUCGUGCUAGUAUAUACAAUAUUUUUGAAUGACUUUACUCGGACCUAUUUAAACCUAAAUAAAAUGUUU
This is a messenger RNA of Ruditapes philippinarum (Manila clam), 2737 nucleotides long. RefSeq lists its product as uncharacterized. NCBI's taxonomy places the organism in Eukaryota, Metazoa, Mollusca, Bivalvia, Venerida, Veneridae. The transcript has a single exon. Gene Ontology annotation, molecular function: protein binding. The coding region runs from base 31 to 2037 and encodes 668 amino acids. The record is from RefSeq and is a predicted model, not a curated record.